This is a messenger RNA of Schistosoma spindalis, 444 nucleotides long. Lineage: Eukaryota; Metazoa; Platyhelminthes; Trematoda; Strigeidida; Schistosomatidae. The record is from the annotation of a GenBank genome assembly.
AUGACAUACAACAAUAAUAGUUCAAGAGUUAGUUCACCAGUUUAUUAUCACAAUGCAACUGGCCACCGAGAACUGACUUUAACUCAAUCUAUCACUUCUUGUCUCAAAAGUAUCUCUAUUAAUGACAGGAGUUCGGAGAGUCGCGAUAACUGGUUUGGGGGUCUGUACACCUUUGGGUUUCAGUGUAUCAGAAUUAUGGGCGAAUCUUUUGAAAGGCUCUUGUGGAAUAUCAAAGACGCUUGUCAUGUUUUUGGGAGCAUCGAUAAUCAAAAAUUGGAAGAACGAAAGUCUUUUGUAGAGUCUGAAGUCUAUAAGUCAUGUGGUUUGGAUAUUUCUAAUGAUUGGAAAUCUGUGUCACGUGCUAGUGCUCUAGGUAUUAUUGCAACCUAUGAAGCUUUCAAACAGGUGAAGUGGAAAGCGAACUCAGGUUAUCGAGCAGUAUAA